Colletotrichum chrysophilum is the source of this 180-nucleotide messenger RNA. RefSeq lists its product as uncharacterized. The record is from RefSeq and is a predicted model, not a curated record. The coding region runs from base 1 to 180 and encodes 59 amino acids. NCBI's taxonomy places the organism in Eukaryota, Fungi, Ascomycota, Sordariomycetes, Glomerellales, Glomerellaceae. The transcript has 2 exons.
AUGGCCGAGUCAGCGCAAAACAAGAGUCUGGGCCCAGAAGCACUCGAAAGUCACGAUGAGGACCAGCGCUUUGCCAACCGAUUCAACCAAGCUUUGAGAGAGGCAGUGGCUCACAAGUCUAAGAAGGAACUUUUGGACAUGGUUGACAGGAGGGAGAGUCUUCAAUCUUUCUUCGAUUGA